This is a messenger RNA of Apodemus sylvaticus (European woodmouse), 6729 nucleotides long. It is a transcript of the gene S100pbp, whose product is annotated as S100P binding protein. The record is from RefSeq and is a predicted model, not a curated record. Bases 220 to 1287 code for a protein of 355 amino acids. Gene Ontology annotation, molecular function: calcium-dependent protein binding. Gene Ontology annotation, cellular component: nucleus; cytosol. The transcript is spliced from 6 exons. Lineage: Eukaryota; Metazoa; Chordata; Mammalia; Rodentia; Muridae.
CUGCCUCGGGGUGGGGGAGGUCGUGAAGGGGGCGAUAAAAUGGCGCAGGGGGCGGAGUGAGGUGUUGCGGCUCGCCCAGGCUUUGGCCCGGCUUCCGGAGGAAGGUGGGAGUCAAUCACUUUGACACGUCUCCUGAAAGGAACAACCAGCAGGAGUUGAAACCUUUUUCCAUUUGGUCUCGUGGCAAAGGCAGAGAUUGCUCCAACAGCUCCACACAAUAUGACGUGUUCACUCUUGCCCUCUGAACAGUCUUCUGGUACCUCUUUUCUGCCUAAAGACAAUGCCUCAUUUUCUUGGGGUUCCUCGGAUGAAGAUGAGUUGGAUGACUCCUUGUUGGAGUUUUCUGAUGGAGAAGAAGAUGAUGGCCACUUCAGUUUCACGGAGGAAGAGAUUGAGAUGCUCUUGAAGGAUGAUGAUGGUGGGCAUAAUGAGUAUAGAGCAAGAAAAAGUCAAAUUCUACCCAAUACUCCUCAAGAAAAUUCUUUGUACAGCUUGGGACCAGCAGCUGAAACCCCUGGCGUUCUCAAACUACCUCAACUAAGUACAUCAGUUGGUCAUGGACCAACUCCUAGUAAAUCAUUAAACAGACACUUUGUACUUGAAAAGAAUCUUAUAAAAGUAACUGUUGUUGCACCAUUUAAUCCAACAGUUUGUGAUCCUGUGCUUGAUAAAGACAAGAUCGAUUCCUCCAAAGAAACAGAAAAACCUGCCUCCCUUCGGGAACAGACGAAAGAAGAUGAUCUUCAUCCUAAUGAGAGUAAACGUUACACUGAACCUGAAGGGGUCAGUCCCAGUAACUCUGCUUGGGAUGGGCCCCUGCUUCCUUCUCCUUCAAACAUCGAACAAACUGCCUCUGAUAAAAAUAUACCUGAAAGUAAGAAACCUACUCCUGUGUUCUCUCAGAUCUCCAACCAUUCAGAGGUAUCCAACAGGAAAAAUAGUGGAUCACAUAAAUCAGGUUGUGAAGUGAGAAUUCCAGUUGUGUCCAGUUCAUCAAACAGACAUGCCUUUGACAAGGAUUCUGGGGAGGCAAGAGGUGAGAGAAGACUAGGCAAAGUCAUCCCCGUUCUCCAAACCAGAACCAGGAUGUUUUCACAAUCAGAUCUAGAAAAACAGAAGGACAUUUAUCUCAGCAAAGUCAUUGCUCAUAUAGAAGACCCAGGGGACUCUAACCAAGGGUUUCUCUGUGCAGCCCUAGCUGUCCUGGAACUCACAGAGAUCUACGGCUUCUGCCUCCUGAGUACUGGGAUUAAAGACAUGCACCACCACCACCACUGCCUCACUUAACUAUUACUUUUUGUUUGUUUGUUUUUUUAGAUAGGGUUUCUCUGUGUGUAGCUCUGGCUAUCCUGAAACUCUGUAGACAAGGCUGUGAGAUCCACCUACUACUGCCUCCCAAGCACUGGGUUAAAGGUGUAUGACACUUCACUCAGCUAAAUAUUACUUCUUAAGAUCAUCUAAUGUUUAGUCCACAUUCCAGUUUCUGUUUUCAAUAUCCCUAGGUAACUUGAGGCAGAAUCUGAUGAAGUUUCCUGUCUUUAGUUAUUAUCUCAGACUCUUUUUUUCACAUUCUGAAUUUUGUCUGAUCACUUCUUUAGUGCCAUUUAGUUUGAUUUUCAUUUCCUAUAUUUCCGUAAACUAGAAGCAGGAUUGGAUUCAAAUUAAGCAUUCUGGGCAGAGCUAGUCUAAAGGGCUGUUAGGUGCCUUUGUGCUCUAUCUACCCUGACACUUAGUGACAGGUUGUUGAACUAACGUUACCGAGUUUGUUAAGGUGUUAGUGGACUUUCCAUUAUAAGGUACUUUUUUUUUUAAAGAUUUAUUUAUUUAUUAUAAGCACACUGUAGCUGUUUUCAGACACUCCAGAAGAGGGCAUCAGAUCUUAUUACCGAUGGUUGUGAGCCACCAUGUGGUUGCUGGGAUUUGAACUCAGGACCUUGGGAAGAGCAGUUGGUGCUCUUAACCACAUUUUGCACUCUAAUUACUGUAGUUUAUGGGGUGAUGCCUUGGUACCGUAUGAAUAUCCUAUUCCCCUAUAUUCAUUAGUGAUCUUCAUCUGAAUUAGCUGUUAUAGCAGGACACAGAAAGUGUUUCUACCCCCCCCCCACCUCUCUCUAUAUAAUCUUUAGUCUUUCUAUUUUAGAAUAUGUAUUUAUCGACAGUUUUAUACAUGUAUACAAUGUAUUUUGAUUGCAUCCACCUUCAUCUCAUUCCUCGUUUCUCCCAGUGAGCUGUAUUCCAGCCCUCAUGAGUUUUUUAAAGUUAUGUUUAUAGUUCUUAUUUUUUAAGAGAAAAUUACGUGUGUGCGUGUUUUGCUUGCAUGAAUGAUUGUGCUCUGUGUUUGUAUCUGAUACCCAUGGAAGCCAGAAGACGGUGCUGGAUCUCAUGGAGAUGGAGUUACAGAUGGUUGUGAACAGCUAUACGGGUGCAGAGGAUUGAACCCAGGCACUCUACAGCCAGCAGCAAUUGCUUUUAACUUCAGAGCCAACUUUCUAGUCCCAGUUCCUAGUCUUUUUGCUGGUCAGUUUGGUCUCAAAUUUGACCAUUCGGAGCUCCUUCAAGCUGAAUCCUACUCUCAUACCAGCAUUAAUCUUUUUUUAUGUUAUUAUUUUUUUUGGUUUUUUGGAUUUGUUUUUUUUCGAGACAGGGUUUCUCUGUAUAGCCUUGGCUGUCCUGGAACUCACUCUGUAGACCAGGCUGGCCUUGAACUCAGAAAUCCGCCUGCCUCUGCCUCCCAGAGUGCUGGGAUUACAGUCAUGUACCACCACUGCCUGGCCUUUUUUUAUUUUUUAAUUGCUGCUCAAAAAAGCAUAACAUUUAUUUUAUUAACCCAUUUAUAAGUGCCAUGCAAGUCGGGUAGUCAGUUAUGUAAGUCUCCAGAAUUUUUCAUAUUCCAAAUCUGAAAUUCUGUGCCUGUCAGUAAGCAGCUCCUUUCUCUGCAUACGCCAGUCCCUGGUUAAUGUCAUUCUGUCUUCAGUUAUUAUAAAUUUGACUACUUAAGAUACUUCAUAUUGAUGAAAACAUACAUACUUUGUUUUCUCAGGAAUGACUUACUCCACUUGAUGUGUUCAAGACUCACUCAUAUUAUAGCGCAUGACAGGAACUCUUUUUAACCUCUUCUGUUGUAAAUGUGUACAACUAGUAGGCUUGGUUGUUGUGACUAGUGCUGCUGUGAACAUAGGUCUGUAAGUGUAUUCUUUGGAGAGUUGGUGGUUGCUUGUUUUGUAGUCUGUUGUUUGUUUUAAGAUAGGGUCUCACUUUGUAGUUCAGGCUGCCUUGAAACUCAUUGUAUAGCCCAGGCCAGCUUCAAAUUUGUGGUUAUCUUCCUAACCUUAGCCUUCUGAAAGCUAAGAUUACAAAUAUGAGCCACCAUGCUUAGCUCAAUUCUUUGUGAUACAUAUCUAAAUGUAGACCAAGUAUUAGUUUUAUUUUUCUGUGUUUUGAAGAAUCUCCAUACCAUUUAAUCUAAUUUUUGUCAUCGAUUCUUUUCUUUUAUUAAUUAUAUAUUUUUAUUUUUGUCUUUUGUCUAUCUCAAGGUCAGAAUUACUGCCUUGUCUUUUACAGUCUUAGCUAUGAGAGUUAGAUCUAUUUCCCAUCCUGAAAUUAUUUUGUACAUAGUAAAAGACAUUAGUCAAAAUGGUUUUUGUUGCUUUUUUCUUUAUUUUAUUGAUUUUUAAAAAUGACAUUCUGUCUGAGUAUUUACGUGCCACAGCAUGAACAUGGAAGCCAGGGAACAACUUGCAGAAUCAGUUCUCUACUCUGACCACGUGGGUGUCAGAGAGUGAUGUCUGGUCAUCAGCUUGGUAGGCAGCACCUUAUCUCUGAGCCAUUUUGUUGGCCUGAAUUUUAGUUGUUUCUUUACUGUCUAUUAUGAGAACAACUCAGUUUUGACUAAGUUACCUUUGUAUUUUUGUUAAAAAUCAAUUAACCUAAGCCUAUAGAGAAAAGAAUCUAAUAUGUUCCAUUAAUUUUAUUUUGCGGUUAUUUUGGCUAUUGUGUAUUUUCUUUGUAUUGAUGCAUAAAUGUCAUUUAAUUUUUAUUUUACUAUGUGUAGGGUGUUUGCCUGAAUGUAUGACUAUGUACAUGUAUCCUCAGUCAGAUGAGGGCAUUGUGUCUCCUAAAACUAGAGUUACGGGAUGGCUGUGAGCUGCCGUGUGGUUGCUGGAAAUUAUAGCCAGGUCCUCUUGAAGAGCAGCCAGUGCUCCUAACCACGGAGCCAUCAUUUUCACCCCCCAACAGAUAAAUUAUAGAAUCAGCCUAUCAAUUUAUUUAAAAAGUCUGCUUGGACUUUUACUAAAAUUGCAUUGAAUUUAUAGAAAUUGGGUAAAAUUUAGCAAGAAUAUUUUGAUUGAUCAUUAUUAAGAAUGAUCCUGCCAGGCGGUGGUGGCGCAUGCCUGUAAUCCCAGCACUCUGGGAGGCAGAGGCAGGCGGAUUUCUGAGUUCAAGGCCAGCCUGGUUUACAGAGUGAGUUCCAGGACAGCCAGGGCUAUACAGAGAAACCCUGUCUUGAAAAAACCAAAUCCAAAAAAAAAAAAAAGCAAAAAAAAGAAUGAUCCUUAAUUAUUCAAAUCUUUCAUUUCUUUCAGCAGUAUUUUUGUAACCUCAGUGUCUUCAAGCUGUUCUGUAGCCCAGACUGGCCUUAAACUGCUUAUUCUCCUGAUUUACAUCCUGGAUGUUAGUCUCGAAGGCUUGAAUGUCUGUGUAUAGCUGCCAUGUAGCUUUUGAUGUGCACUCUUACACAUCCUUGGUAUCCCUUCGUAUGUCAUAUGGUGAUGCUUUUGCCACAGGUAGAUUUUAGAAUCUGAGUGUCUCUCUAGUUAUGGUAGCACACACCUGUAAUCUCAGCAUCCAGGAGGCUGAGGCAGGAAGAUAAGGGGUUUGAGACCAACCUGAAUUACAUAAGACCCUGUCUCAAAAAAAGAAAAGCUUCUCCUACACACACACAAAUAAGUACUUGUCCUGUGAUAGCAUAUUAAAAAUCCAGAUGAUUCUUAUAAAUCAAAACUUGCUUAUUAGGGUUUUUAAAUAGAUUUCAUCAAGGAGCUGGAUGUGGUAGCACACACUUUUAAUCUCAGCACAGGGGAGGCAGUGGCAGGUGGAUCUCUGAUAAUUGGGGCCAGCAUGGUCUACAUAACAAGCUCCAGGACAGCCAGGGCUAUGUAGAAAGACCCUGUCUCAAAAAUAAUAAUGAAAGAAUUUUCCUUUUUUCCUCCCUUCUUUCUGUGUGUGUGUAUGUGUGUGUACCUGUACAGAGGACUGCUAAUAUGAUACUCUUCUACACUGCCAUACUUCCUUGAGAACUGGCUAUCUUGAUCAAACCUCAAGCCCCAGGUUAGGUUAGGCAGGCUAAAUAAUCUUUCAAGAUCCUAGAUCCAUCAGUCCUCCAGCUCUGGAGUUAUAGGCAUGUGUGGCCAUACACUUUGUUUUAUUUUUCAGGACUGAGUUCCUCUUUGUAACGCUGGCUAUCCUGGUUGCUGCUGUAUGUAGACUAGGCUGGCCUUGAACUCAGAUCUGCCUGCCUCUGUCUCCCACAUCCUGGGACAAAAGGUGUGAGCUACCACACAUGAGUCUAGCUUGACUUGCUGGAGAUUCAAACUCAGAUCCACUUCUCUGCCUUUCAUCAGGUGUUUUUUUUGUUGUUGUUUUUUUGUUUUGUUUUGAGAUAGUCGUACUGUGUUUUAGAACUGUGUAAAACGGUUUACAGGGACCUGCCUGUCUGCCUCUGGAGUACUGGGAUUUAAAGGCCUAUGCCACCAUGCCUGGGCUAUUACCAGGUCUAUACAGAUAGCUAUGUUGUUAGCAAAUAUGCUUUUACUUGUUUUUUUUUAAAUUUGCUUUUUUACUAUAUUGCAUCUAAAUGCAACAUUUAAUACAAGUAAUGAGAUCUUUGUUUUUAGUAUUAGGGGAAAACAUUGAAUUUUUUACCAGUUAUGAUAGAGUUUUCUAUAGGUUUCUCUUGAGUAUACUUUAUUAAUUUGAAGAUGGUCCUUCAGUUAUAGUUGGAAGUUUCAUUGGAAAUGAUAUUGUCAAAAUAUUUCAUUGGAAAUGGAUAUUUUUAAAUAUUUUAAAUGUGUCUACUGAAAUGAUCACAUAGUUAUUUCUACUAAUACAGUGUUAUACUUGAUUUUUCAGUGUUAACCUCUUUUAUUCCUGAUUUUAUGCAUAUUCCCAAAUAUUUAUUCCUGAUUUUAUGCAUAUUCCCAAAUAUUUUUGUCUAAUAUUGUUGGAUUGAUAAUUAUUUAUUUACAGAUUGUGUGUGUGUGUGUGUGUGUGUGUGUGUGUGUGUGUGUGUGUGUUUCAAGACAGGAUUUGCCUGUGUAGCCCUGGAUGUUCCGGAGCUCUCUUUUACAGACGGUACUUUAUUGUAGUUGUUGUAGGUUUUUGGUUUGGUUUGGUUUGGUUUUUUUGAGACAGGCUCUCCUAUAACCCGGGCUGGCCUUGAACUCGUCAUGUAUUUGGGAUGACCUGAACUGCUGAUUCUCCUCUGCUUUCAUCUGUGAACAUCUGUGAUAUCUUUUUUCAUUUAUUAAUGUAUUUUUAAAAUUCUCUUAACAGUGUUUUCAUAUCAUAGGUUUUCAUAUCAUAACAGCUUUUAUUAUCAUAGGUCUUGUACACUUUUUGUUAAGUUCAUUCAUGAGUAUUUAAUGCUUUUUUAUGCUGUAUUAAAUGAUAUUUUACUUUUUUAUUAUUUAGUUGGUUAUUGCUAGAAUAUAGAGAUACUGAUUCUUAUAU